AAUUUACAUAGUCUCGCCGUGGGACCGACGGAACGGGAAAAGCUGCCCGUGGGACGGCGACGAAACUCCCGAGCUUCGGCGAACAAACCGAAAGUCAGAUAAGAGAAGUGCUGAUUUCCACGCAAGCGGCGCCGAUUCUCGGCUUUUACUUCUAGCGCUGGAAGGAACCAACGCGGGAUAAGUGAUUGGAGUUGACAAGCCCGCUCCACUACUGUAUCUACCCCCUCCUCUUCCUCCUCCUCCUCCUCCUCCUCCUCCUUCUCCUCCUCCUCAUUCUCUCCACAAACCAGGAAAUCGUCGAGGUGUGCUUCUUUAUCCCGUUUGUGGCUACCCCGUUUACGGGUGUAGAUGAAACUACCCCCCCCCCCCCCCUUCGAUUUCGACUUUUCCUUAUUCCACUCGCGUGCCCCCUUUGAAGCCGGCUUCCCCCCUCCCUCCACCCUGAAGUCAAACGAAGUUCCCCUCGAGAGGACUCAACUCUCUGGCUUGAACAAUGAGUGAGUCAAGUAUUUGCCAGGCGCGGGCCACCGUUAUGGUUUACGACGAUGGUAACAAAAAGUGGCUCCCAGCUGGUACUGGACCCCAGACCUUCAGCAGAGUCCAGAUCUACCACAAUCCCGUCAACAACGCCUUCAGGGUCGUAGGACGCAAAAUGCAGACGGACCAGCAGGUGGUCAUUAACUGUCCAAUUGUGAGAGGUCUCAAGUACAACCAGGCCACUCCCAAUUUUCACCAAUGGCGAGAUGCUCGACAAGUGUGGGGGCUCAACUUUGGCAGCAAAGAAGAUGCGGUCCUCUUUGCCAACGGCAUGGCUCACGCUCUGGAGGUUCUCAACUCAAUGCCAGAUGCAGGUUAUGCAACCCUCCCUCGUCCGGUGUCCAACGGACCUUCUCCAGAGGAACUUGAACAGCAGCGGAGGUUGGAGCAGCAAAGAAUUGAACAGCUGGAGCGGGAACGACAGGAGAGAGAAAGACAGGACUUUGAACGGCAGGAAAGAGAGCGGCUGGAGAGAGAAAGACAAGCUACUCCAGUCCAUAUUCCUCCAGCUCCACCAUUGGCUCCCGGGGGUCCCGCUCCUCCUCCAGCACCUCCUCCACCUCCUGGGCCUCCCCCAGCUGCUGGCAUACCCCCUCCUCCAGGCCCUCCUCCCUCAGGACCUCCACCAGCCCCGCCACUGCCCGCUCCAAGCGGAGGAGGAGGCGGCGGCAUUGGUGACGGGGGAGGUGGAGCAGGAGGCCUUGCAGCUGCCUUAGCUGGUGCUAAACUCCGCAAAGUGUCCAAACAGGAGGAUGGAGGCAGUGCAACUCCAAUCAGCAGUGCGCCUCCUAUCGCCAGAAACGACCCCAGCCGCAGCAGCACCGCCUCUAUUGGUGGAGGAGGCGGAGGAGGGGGAGGUGGUUUGAUGGGUGAAAUGAGUGCUAUUUUGGCCAGAAGGAGGAAAGCUGCCAACACCGGAGAAAAGCCACCUCCAGUUAAAACACAAGAUAACGAUGACUCAGACUCUCAAGGUCAAGCUGAAGCACCUCGAAGACCCUGGGAAAAAACACCAAUGAUCAGGAAUAACUCCAUCCCCAAGAGCAUGGACUCCACCCCCUCAUUGUCCCAGGUUUUAAGGACAAAGGGAGCUGGAAACAAUAACGAUGCAGGAGGAUCGGAUGACUCUGAUUUAGAGAAACUGAAACAGGAGAUCUUGGAGGAGGUGCGAAAAGAACUACAGAAAGUCAAAGAGGAAAUAAUCGGAGCCUUUAUUCAAGAGCUUCAAAAGAGAGACACGUAGUUCCUUGGAUGAUGGGAUGUUAAUGGAGGGUGUCUGAUCUUGCUGGGACCUCCUCUGUGCCCUCGUGUAGCCCAGGGAUCUGUCUUUCUCCUAAAAAGUUUUCUCUUUUCUGUGUAUCUUCCACAAAUACACAAGCAAAUUUUUUUUUUUUUGGUUGGCAUAUUUGCAACAAAACUUCAGAUCAUGUAAAUCAAGCAACCUCCUCACAUCAUAACCCAGCACUCCAGUUCAUCAUCCAUUUCCUUCUAUCCUCCUUAUUUAGAGCUUCCCUCUGUCGACUGUAACUGCCAUAUGAAAAGGGAGGCACACUGCUAAAACCACACUUUCAAUUUGCUGCAAAGAAAAUCCUCCUACCCGUGGAAUAAUCCAUACGAUUCAGGGAAAGUGUUAACUGUUUUUCUGUUAUUGCAAGAUGCUGGGAUCUUUUUUCUUUUUUUUGUCUUGUGACGAAACUGUUUCAGACACCUGGGUUUAGUCGGUCUCCAAACGGUAGACGACAACACUCCAGGAUGUUCUGCGAACCUGACUUGUUCACCAUUGCCAUGCAUCAAUAUAAAAGUGGAUAUACAACCUAAGCCUUCACUGCUGUAACACAGAAAACGCUAGAAGAAGAGACGAGCAAAAGGGACAAAGCGAGUGCUGUGAAAGAGGAGCGUGUUGUAGUUUUAUUAUGUCUGACAACUGUACUGAUAUUUUGCAUUGCACUCGAUCCAGAGGAUGUGUGUCUGUCGCCUUACCAUGACGGGCUUUUCCCUCUCACUCAAAACGAGAUAUCGUUGGCCGUUGCAGUGGUCCUACUGUAUACUGUGCUGCCAUUUAUUAUUUUGUUCCUUUCUAGCUGUGUUUCUCUUAAUUUUGAGACUUAAAAUGGCCAUCAUGUGGUCAGAUAAUUUGGCCAUGACCAAUUGCCUUGAGAAUAAUAUGAAAUUAUAUAUAUCUAUAUAUGAGGAAAUACAUAUAUAUAUGUUUAAGGGAAAAACAAAUUAGAUGUUCCUUUUUUUAAUUAAAAUAACUGGUGAUUGGGGAUUUAAUUUCUGACAGUUUUCUUAUGAAAUGUUAUUUUUUGGGUUCUUUUUUUUUCUAAUAGUAUAGGCUUUUUACACUGAGAUAUAAAGAAAACAGCUUAGAAACACUGGAUUAGAAAUGCCUUUAUAGUCAAAUACAGCUGCUUCCUAAAAUGCACCACUUUGUCUUGAGUCGUUUUUUAAAAGAUAUCUGUGAAUAAAAAAAAAAUAACGUCUGC
Messenger RNA from Oryzias latipes (Japanese medaka), 3020 nucleotides. It is a transcript of the gene vaspb, whose product is annotated as vasodilator stimulated phosphoprotein b. Gene Ontology annotation, biological process: axon guidance; neural tube closure; positive regulation of actin filament polymerization. Gene Ontology annotation, molecular function: profilin binding; SH3 domain binding. NCBI's taxonomy places the organism in Eukaryota, Metazoa, Chordata, Actinopteri, Beloniformes, Adrianichthyidae. The record is from RefSeq and is a predicted model, not a curated record.